This is a messenger RNA of Notothenia coriiceps (black rockcod), 1668 nucleotides long. RefSeq names its product protocadherin gamma-C5-like. Gene Ontology annotation, biological process: homophilic cell-cell adhesion. Lineage: Eukaryota; Metazoa; Chordata; Actinopteri; Perciformes; Nototheniidae. Gene Ontology annotation, molecular function: calcium ion binding. Gene Ontology annotation, cellular component: plasma membrane. The annotation marks the transcript as partial. The transcript has a single exon. The record is from RefSeq and is a predicted model, not a curated record.
GAUGCAUAUGCAGACACAAAGCAUGACUGUCUCGGUUGCAUAUGAGGACGCAUCUACAUCGGAUCAUUUACCUUCUAUAUAUAAUCAGCUAAGAAGUUUGGAUUGUGAUAAGAUAUUGAAUUUAUGGAACGAGGAAUAAUGUGGACCAAAUUUCCUGCAUGGCAGGUGUUUUUGUGGUGGCAUCAUUUAUUUCUUUUGUGGAGUACAAUAGAAGGACAGACUCGUUACAGCAUUCCGGAGGAACUGAAACAGGGCUCCAUUGUAGGAAAUCUAGCCAAAGAUCUUGGUCUGGUUGUAUCUGAACUGUACCCACGUAAAUUGCGGAUAACCUCGGACGCUGGUAAGCAGUAUUUAAGCGUGGACUUGGGGAAGGGGAAACUGGUGGUGAUUGAUAGGAUAGAUAGGGAGGAACUGUGUGGACAAAUAGCGUCAUGUGUGUUGCCUUUGGAACUAGUCAUAGAUAACCCUCUACAACUGCAUAGGGUCGAGAUUGAAAUACAGGAUACAAACGACAAUUCUCCUAUUUUUCUCACUCAAAAGAAAGUGUUACAAAUUGCAGAGUUGGCCAAUACUGGCACACGAUUUCCAUUAGAAAGUGCACAGGAUCCCGAUGUUGGCACUAAUUCUGUACGUACUUACCUAAUAAGCAAAAACGACAAUUUCAAAUUGACUGUUAAAAGCCACAAAGACGGUAGAAAAAUCCCUGAACUGGUCCUCGAAAAGCCACUUGAUAGAGAAAAGCUGCCUGUGCACAAUCUUAUCCUCACCGCUGUAGACGGUGGAGAUCCUGUGCGCUCAGGGACAUCUGAAAUUACAGUUAUAGUACUGGACAACAAUGAUAAUGCGCCUGUGUUUGAAAAACAGGUGUAUGAAUUUAAUGUCAGCGAAAAGGCAACACCUGGAACUGAAAUACUGCAGGUUAAAGCUACAGAUGCAGACGAAGGACUAAAUGGAGUAAUCGAAUAUGUGUUUGCAGAGCAAACUACAGAUCUGAUUUUAUCAUUAUUUAACAUUGAACCCUCAACUGGAGUUAUUGUUGUCAAAGGAAUUUUAGACCAUGAAACUAAGUCUUUACAUAGAUUUGACGUCACUGCUAAAGAUAAAGGCAACCCUAAGAUGGAUGGCCAUUGUGGCGUCGAAAUUAAAAUAGUUGACAUGAACGACAAUAUUCCUGAAAUAAUUGUAACUUCUCUAACAACACCUAUUCCAGAAGACUCUGCAAUUGGAACCGUAAUUGCGCUGUUAAGUGCAAAAGACCCAGAUUCUGGUGACAAUGGUAAAAUUAAGUUAAGCGUGUCUUCGAAAUCACCCUUCAAGUUAAAUCCUUCGGUGUCUAAUCAUUACUCAUUAGUGACAAAUCGGCCCCUUGACCGUGAAACAAAUAGCCAGUAUAGUGUCAAGAUCAUUGCUACUGAUUCUGGAAAGCCCCCAUUAUCGAGUGAACAAAUUAUAUUUGUUAAAUUGUUAGAUGUAAAUGACAACCCACCAGUGUUCUCUCAGCCUUCUUAUGCCGUAUAUGUAAAAGAGAACUAUGCUCCGGGGAACAUUUUGUCCUCAGUAUCAGCGUCUGAUCUGGAUUUUGGUGAAAACGCCAAAGUCUCUUACUCCAUCCUGGACUCUAAAGUUCAGGACGUUUCUGUCUCGUCUUAUGUUUACAUUAACUCAGAU